Molecule: messenger RNA, 1834 nt
Organism: Syngnathoides biaculeatus (alligator pipefish)
Lineage: Eukaryota; Metazoa; Chordata; Actinopteri; Syngnathiformes; Syngnathidae
Gene: rcn1
Product: reticulocalbin 1, EF-hand calcium binding domain
Exons: 7
Coding region: 219-1184 (321 amino acids)
Cellular component (GO): endoplasmic reticulum
Molecular function (GO): calcium ion binding
Source: RefSeq, a predicted model, not a curated record
ACAGAAGCGAACUUGGUUGUGUCACAUACUAUAAACUUACAGUCAUACAUACUUUACGCAUCGGUCUCAGUGCGGUACAUAUUUUAAGUAGUUUAGUGCAAACGUGUGGUUAGCAUUGAACGCUCCCCCAUUUCCAAAAAGACAAUUUAGGAGAACAGCGCAGUGGUUCAGUUCUAGUGGCCUGCUUGAAUUCAAGAGCCCGCAUUCGGUUCUGGGUGAUGGAGGUGUUCGGCUUCUUGAGCGCGCUACUGCUGUUGUGGACCACCGCGGCCCACGGGAAACCCACCUCGAGGAAAGAGCGAGUCAUUCACGAAACUAACCUAAACGAGCGAACCCAAGAGGACAACAACAGCUUCCAGUACGACCACGAGGCCUUCCUGGGCAAGGAGGAAGCCAGGACCUUCGACCAGCUCACACCGGAGGAGAGUAAGGAGAGGCUCGGUAAAAUAGUGGGACGGAUCGACAGCGACACCAAUGGCCUCAUUACCACCGAUGAGCUCAAAGCGUGGAUCAAACGCGUUCAGAAGCGUUACGUUUAUGAGAACGUGGCGAAGGUUUGGACAGAUUAUGACCUCAACAAAGACGACAAGAUCUCGUGGGAAGAGUACAAGCAGGCCACCUACGGAUACUAUCUCGCCAAUCCGGGAGAGUUUGACGAUACGACCGACCAGUUGAGUUUCAAGAAGAUGCUUCCCCGGGAUGAGAGGAGGUUCAAAACGGCGGAUCUGGACGGGGACCAGGCGGCCGACAGAGAAGAGUUCACGGCCUUCCUCCACCCCGAGGAGUUUGAGCACAUGAAGGACAUUGUGGUGCAGGAAACCCUGGAGGACAUUGACAAGAACGGCGACGGACACGUGGACGAGGACGAGUACGUCGCCGACAUGUUUGCUCACGAAGACGGCGGCCCAGAACCGGACUGGCUCAGAACCGAGAGGGAUCAGUUCUCCGACUUCCGAGACUUGAACAAAGACGGUAAAAUGGAUCGGGACGAAAUCCGCCAAUGGAUUAUGCCGCAAAACUACGACCAUGCCCAGGCUGAGGCGCGACACCUGGUCUACGAGUCCGACCAGGACAAGGACCAGAUGUUGACGAAAGAAGAGAUCCUGGAGAACUGGAACAUGUUUGUAGGAAGUCAGGCCACCAACUACGGAGAGGACCUCACCCGGAAUCACGAUGAGCUUUGAAUUUUACUUGAACCUCCACUGUGUGUGUGUGUGUGUGUGUGUGUGUGUGUGUGUGUGUGUGUGUGUGUGUGUGUAAGAGGUUGGUAAUCUCAGUCUUGGUUGACCAGCACUCCACGUGGGGAUGGGGAGGAUUUGUUGAUCAGUCGGUCCUACCACUAACACUUCAAGGUCAAAGUGUUUCAGCGUAUUGUUCUGUUUCUGAUAUUCAGGAGCACGAAGAUGUUCUUACCGUCGGCGGUGCCUUCGUGCCACCGUGUUGCUUUUGCUUCCUUACGCCGGUUCCUUGAAUGCAGCGCGCUGUGGGCAACCUUUUGAUAAUAACAUUAAUGUGAAGCUGCAGCUCAAAGAACGGAACUUUAUUUAUUUCCAUUUUUAUCUCUUAUCUCUGGUCAACCAUUUUAAAAAAAAAAAAUAACUAUCUUAUAUGAAGUUAACAGAGUGACUUUUUUAACCACAGUGUCUUUGCACAAAAUGUUUGUUUAGCGAGUGAAAGACUGUUUCAAAGAGUUUUGAAAUGUAUUUAUCUCUCUGAAGGGGGCCCAAAAAAUUCCCCCCACCACACUUUUAUUGUUUCUGUUUCAUUGUUUCCAUACAACACAUUUGGGAGAAAAAAGGUCAAUUAUGUACAAAUAAAUAAACAAAAAAAGGUC